Molecule: messenger RNA, 808 nt
Organism: Musca domestica (house fly)
Lineage: Eukaryota; Metazoa; Arthropoda; Insecta; Diptera; Muscidae
Product: peptidoglycan-recognition protein SC2-like
Exons: 1
Coding region: 228-626 (132 amino acids)
Biological process (GO): peptidoglycan catabolic process
Molecular function (GO): N-acetylmuramoyl-L-alanine amidase activity; zinc ion binding
Source: RefSeq, a predicted model, not a curated record
CAAAUAAAGGGGCGCGCGCCUUAUCAGUCGUUCGAUCUGAUUCGUGUGGUCAAUAAUUUUUAUCAAAACCCAAAGUAUUGUUUGGAUUUUUUAAAUCAUAAAUAACGGCGAAAUAUUUAAUCUGAAACUGGCAGACGUAGCAUAGAUAUGAAAUAUGAGCGGGUAUAUAAAAAUGGCAGAACAAUGAAAACAGAAUUAUUCAAGUCUUUCUCAUCUAAAGCAUAACAAUGAAGUUCUUAUUUGGUCUAUUGACCGUUUUGUUCCUCGCCGAUGCCGCUUUGGGCCUCACCAUUAUUUCCCGCAAGGAAUGGGGAGCUGCUGCUUCGACCAGCACCUUGGAUAAAUUGGCCAAUGGCAAGUCGUAUGUGAUCAUCCAUCACACCGCCGGUGCUUACUGCUCGACCAAGGCUGCUUGCAUUACCCAAAUGAAGAACAUCCAAAGCUAUCAUCAAAAGACCCAGGGGUGGGCUGAUAUUGGCUACAAUUUCUUAAUAGUUGGUGAUGGUAACAUUUAUGAAGGUCGUGGCUGGAAUGCUGUUGGUGUUCAUGCUUCGGGUUACAACUCCUUGUCUUUGGGUAUUUCCUUUAUGGGCAACUAUAACAACGAUGAGCCCACUGCUGCCUAAAUGAGAAAAAUUCUUUAAAAAAUCCACGUUUAUUGGUCUGUAGGUCCUUGAGAAAAAUUCUUUAUAAAAUCCACGUUUAUUGGUCUGUAGGUCCUUGAGAAAAAUUCUUUAAAAAAUCCACGUUUAUUGGUCUGUAGGUCCUUGAGAAAAAUUCUUUAAAAAAUCCUCGUUUAUUGGUCUGU